Messenger RNA from Lobosporangium transversale, 2113 nucleotides. Its product is annotated as Leo1-like protein-domain-containing protein. Gene Ontology annotation, molecular function: RNA polymerase II C-terminal domain phosphoserine binding. Gene Ontology annotation, cellular component: nucleus; Cdc73/Paf1 complex. NCBI's taxonomy places the organism in Eukaryota, Fungi, Mortierellomycota, Mortierellomycetes, Mortierellales, Mortierellaceae. Bases 112 to 2055 code for a protein of 647 amino acids. Gene Ontology annotation, biological process: positive regulation of transcription elongation by RNA polymerase II; transcription elongation by RNA polymerase II. The transcript has 4 exons. The record is from RefSeq and is a predicted model, not a curated record.
ACUUGUAAUUGUUCACCACACCUCGAGAGCUCAGGAGUGAUCCCAACACCAUAAAUAAGAAUUACAUAGCGUACAGGUUAUCAAUAAUAAACCCUAUUGACACUAUACACGAUGUCGGAUUCAGAACACACCCCAAUGCCCGAGGAAGACACUAUGCAAGAUCUUUUUGGCUCCGAUGACGAUGAUGAUGACAAUAGUAAUGAUCACCCGCAAAACAGCCAAAGCCAAAGCUAUAGCCAAGAGCGUCAGGCUCAGCAUAAUGCCAGAGAACAUGGAUCAGAUUCGGAAGCAAGCGAGGGCCGUGGAUCGAACAGUAGACGUCGCCAUAGACGCAACAAUCGCUUUAGCGAUGAUGAAGACGACGAUAUAGAUGAUGCCAGCCAGGAUACAGCCAAAAGUCAGCAAUACAAUGAAGGCGGUAAAUCCAGACGCUCUACGGGGAGGAUUGAAGAUGACGAUGAAGAUGAAGAUGUCGAAGACCGGGAAGGCCAUCGAUCUGACAGCCGCGUAAGACGCGAAGAGAGUGGGAGUGAAGACGAUGUGCAAGAGAUGAAGGGUGCAAGCAGGAGGUCCGAGUCUGUCGAAAGUUUUAUCUCUGACGAUGAUGCAGACUCGAGGGCGAAAAAAAGAAAAGAAGGCAAACAGAGAAAAUACGAACAUCGUGAUGACAGAUUAGAUGAAGAGCAUGGAUAUGACAAUGAAUAUGGGAGCUCUCAUUCCAAGGACAGGAUUGAGAAUAGAGUUUCAGUGCAGCUACCAGAUAUUGGAUACCCUUAUAGCUCUGAUAAUAAGAUAUUUUUGUCACGGUUGCCAAAUUUUCUAAACGUAGAUACUAAGCCUUUCGACCCAGACACUUAUGACGACGAACAGGAAAAAAAUGCUGAUGAAUUAGAGAACACACAGCGAAUCAAACUCAAAGUAGAAAACACAAUUCGCUGGCGCUUUAAGGACGGGCAGGAUGACCCCAGUAUUCCAGCCAAAGAGCGUGAGAAGGAAUCUAAUGCACGUUUUGUUCGUUGGUCCGAUGGAUCGAUGUCCCUGGUUCUUGGCGAUGAGAUGUUUCAAGUCACGGCACAAUCCCUUCAUAAUCAGCAUCAAUUUUUGGUUGUACAUCAUCCUUCAGAACUCAUGCUACAGACCCAACAAGUCUUCACAGAUACCUUGACUUUCCAGCCACAGUCCACACAAUCCUUGACUCACCGCAAGCUAACUGCUGCAAUUGCAGGCAAACAUGUCAAGAACGUUAAGACAGUUAUGGUAGCAACAUUGAGCGAUCCCAAAGCCGCAAAGGAAGCGAUUGAGCAGCGCGAGUUGGAGCAAGUUCGCAGUCGUCGUAGGGUUGCUGCAGAGAGAAGUAGGUAUGUAAAGACAAUCGGAAUUCCUGUAGGUGGGCUUGAGGAAAGCGACGGUGAACAUGACGAUGCGGAUGACGAUGAUUUUGAAGCUGAAGAAGAAGCACGACGUGAGAAGAUCAUGUCAAUCAAAAAGGCAGGCUCCGAUAAUUACAAGUCAAGGAGUCGUUAUUCGAGCGGUGAUGAUGAUUCUAUGGAUGAGGAAGAUGAUUAUGACUCACGUAGACGUAGUAAACGAGACAGGAGCCGAGACCGCAGUCGUGACCGUAGUAGAGAUCGCCACCGUCGCCGUAGUCCUAGUAGAAGUAGAAGCAGAAGCAGAAGUCUAAGUCGCAGUCGCAGUCGCAGUCGCAGUCGCAGUCCCGUCCGUCGCCAUCGCGACCGUAGCCGUGACCGCGAGCGGGAUCGUGGCCGGGAUCGUAGCCGCGAACGUAAUCGAAGCUACAGCCGUAGCCCUAGUCGCAGCCCAAGUCGGAGUCGGAGCCGCAGUCGUAGCCCCCAGCAUAAGCGUCAUCAUAGUGAUGAACGUCAUAGACGCGGUCGUAACCGUGACCGUGAUACUGAUUUGGAUGCAGAAGACGAGGACAAGCUUAUGGAGCAUAGAGAAGCUUCAGAAGAAGAUGCUCAGGAGGAUGAGGAGGAGCAAGCCAUUCAUAGACGCCUCAAGAAGAGAAGGGUAGCUCUUGGAAGCGACGAAGAGUAGCUGGUUUUCACAAUGAGAGAGGACUUCAUACAUUCUACAGUGAACAAUAAAUAUGUCG